AUGGCGCCGGGCAUCAGGGACCUGCAGCUGACGGCGCUCUCCGGUCGGCGGUUACUGGAGGAGGAUGGUGGUGGAGAUUUGGAGGACGUGCGGCUUCUCGAUGCCUACGACCGGGAGGAGAGCGGUCUGGCCGGGGGACAGGAGCUCGCGGCGGCCGGGGAAGGGGAGGUGCGUAGUGUGCAGUUGAAGGUGACGGGAAUGACAUGCUCGGCCUGCUCCAAUUCCGUUGAGGCCGCGCUCACCGCUCUUCCAGGGGUGUCGAAGGCCACCGUCUCCCUGCUACAGAACGUGGCCCGCGUUAUCUUUGAUUCUUCUCUCGUCACGGUUUGUGAUUACUCUCCAUGAAAACCAGGAUAACCUUGUUUUAAUCACGUAUGAGUUACGGGGUCUUCCCCUUUUCUGGAAUUGAGGAUGCCAAGACGUGCUAUCGAAUGGCUGAUAAAGAAAUUGAGUGUUCAUGCUAAGAAAUGGGCGACACUUGACUUGUUGGUUGAUUACACUUGGGAGUUUCCUGAUAUGCUCUGUUUCUUAGUUUGGUCAUCCUCCGGUGUUCGUCGUAGAGUCGAUUUCCUUUAGCUUUACUGAGUUCAGAUUUCCACUGGAGGACAUUUAUUUCCACAUUCCUGUGACGUUUUUCUCAUCUUCAUGUACGUUUGCGACGCUUUACCCUAGUUUUUCUUACCUCACUGAUUUCUUCUGCACGCAAUUUUACUCUUCGGAGAUGACCCUUAUGUUUCUAAUCCUCUGCUCUUCUUCCUUUGGUAUCUUGCAUCUCUGGUUUCGCCACAACAUCACAUCCAUUUUAGUCACUUGUUUAUAGCCUCGAGGGAGGUCUCCUGUCGUUUUUGUAGCAGUAUUGAGUGCCAUCUUUAAGAGAAAAUGGCGUUAAAUAUUCUUGGUUUUGCUCUAGACAAUGAGUCGUAUUGUGCCAUUUUUGACACUACAAUGCUAAACUGUUGAUAGUUCCUAUAAUCAUAAGUUGCAUCUAAUAAAAUUUAUGUAAUCAAGACCACCUAAAGGAAAGUAUUGAUUGAAGUCCCACACUUAUUCCGUCUGUUUUAAACCAAGUACAAGAGUUAGAGCACUUUAUAAGUUAUUUUUUAUUAAAUUUUUUUUCUAUAUUUCUUUGUUAAUAUUUGUCACUGGUGUCCAUUGCAGUGGAUCAAAUGUGAGAAAGAUCAGAUUUCCACCAAUGUCCUUCGGAAUUCAAAAUUUGAGCAAAUAUACCUUAAAAAAUAUUGAAAAAAUUUGAUUCCAUAAAAUAGAUUAUUUUCAAGGUUAUCAUUUCCUUUCCAGGAAUAUUUAUGUAGGAAUUCACUUUUUCACAGUAGUUAAAAAUUAACCUCACCUGUAUGAGGGAGGUUAUAGCCUACUUCAUCUUACAACUUUCAGUGAUCUGUAAAGCUAAUGCGAUCAUGCAUGAUUGCAAGUCAGAGCAUCCUCUCAUCUUGCACAUACUAUCUUGUGCCAUCAGCUAAGGAUGAGCGAUUCCAUAAUGAUCAUCACCGGACAGUUUCUUUGAUAAAAAUGCUUAUUAGUAACCAUCAGCAUCAUAGGGAUGGGAGGAGGUUUAUUUGAACAAUUUAACAUUCUGACGUACAUGCCUUGAUUUCUGAAAGUAAUGCAGUAGCUUUAGGAAGUUUUCUUACUUUAUUAUCUUUACAUUUACCCAUCGAAUCGAAAUAUUUCUAUAAAAUCUGAAAUGAAAAUGUGAGCGGCUCAUGGGAAACUUUCUCUUGAUCAUCCAGACAAAAGUUCCAUAGUUCUCAGAACAUUUCACAAUUAAACGUUUGCUAGUCAAUAGAUUCCCAAAUUAAAAACGUUGUAUGGAUUCUGCAUGGAUUUGAGACUGAAGGAUGGCACUAAAUUGGAAAGAAAAUCAGUGAUAAUAUCAAGACUAACGGUACUUUUUAUGAUCAACUCUCACUGUCCAUGUUCGUUGUCCUUUUGCCUUUCGAAUAGCAGAACCAGUUGUUUGGUGUUUCUUUGGUAUUUGGAACUGAUAAAUGGCUUGAUUUACACAAAUAUGCGGAGUGAAAAAUGAACAUUGCUUGACUAUGCCUGAUGAUUUUUCUUUUUUCAUCCAUGUUUAUCAGUUUUAGACUUUAAUAUUAAUCACCUUAUCUUCUAGAAAAAGUAAUCUACAGUGCUAAAUCAACAAGACCAUAAGUUUAGGUAUUGCAAUUAUUUGUGAUUGCUAACUGCGACAAUUUGACUGCAGGAUGAAGAUAUAAAAUGUGCUAUUGAAGAUGCAGGAUUUGAUGCGGAAGUCCUUCCUGAGCCUGAUAAUUCUCAGUCAAAACCACAGCGGACGUUGACUGGUCAGUUCAGAAUUGGUGGAAUGACAUGCGCAGCCUGUGUAAACUCUGUUGAAGGUAUCUUGAGAAAGUUACCUGGUGUAAAGCGAGCAGUUGUUGCGUUAGCUACUUCACUGGGGGAGGUUGAGUACGAUCCUUCUCUUAUCAGCAAGGAGGACAUUGUUCUGGCAAUUGAAGAUGCUGGCUUUGAUGCUGAGUUUCUACAGAGCAGUGAACACGAUAAAACAUUUUUAUCUGUUGAUGGGCUGAAUAAUGACCUUGAUUUUCAUCUUUUAGAAGGCAUCCUUAUGCAUUUGAAAGGAGUAAACCAGUUUACUGUUAACCGGGAGUGUGCAGAAGUGGAAGUUAGUUUUGACACUGAAAUCCUUCAGCUGAGGUCCAUUGUUGAUUUUGUUGACAAAGAAAGCAAUGGAAGACUUAAAGCACAUGUCCGAAGUCCAUAUAGCCAAACAACUUCAAAUGAUGAACAAGAAGCUUCAAAGAUGUUUCGACUUUUUAUUUCUAGUCUCUUAUUAAGUGUAAGUAUGAUCCUUCACAUGGAGAAAAUGCUGUCGCUUUCAUUGUUAGCUGUUCAGGAUGUUGUGGUUGAAACGGGCUUAUGCUCACAAGGCUUUUCACUCAUUGGUAUUUUAUUCAUACUGUCCAGAAAUCUCGACACAUAAUAAGAAAAAUAUUACUGAAUAUUUCUUAUUAUAUUUUUUUUAUGCCUCAGGUUCCGAUCUUCUUCAUAAGGGUGGUUUGCCCUCGCAUCCAGCUUAUAUCUACAGCAUUGAGCAUGCAAUGUGGACCAUUUGCAUUAACUGACUGGCUGAAGUGGUUUUUCGCUAGCAUUAUUCAAUUUGUUAUUGGAAAGCGGUUCUACAAAGCAGCAUAUAGAGCACUUCGAAAUGGAUCCACAAAUAUGGAUGUCUUAGUUGCUCUAGGAACUUCCGCAUCAUACUUCUACUCUGUUUAUGCCCUUCUGGAAGGUGCAUUCACUGGAUUUUGGCCUCCGACAUACUUUGAAACAAGUGCCAUGCUGAUUACGUUUGUGCUGAUGGGAAAGUAUCUGGAAGCUGUUGCCAAAGGCAAGACAUCAGAUGCUAUCAAGAAGUUAGUAGAACUUGCACCAGCCACUGCACUUCUUCUUGUCAAGGACACAGGUAUUUAAUUUUGCAGGAAGCAAAGACUCCUUAAUCCAUAUAGAAACUUAGCUAAGACUACUAAGAGUUCUUGGAAAUAUAUACUGUUAUUUACUUUAGUUUACUCUCUGGCUGUAUUUGUGAUGAUAAUGGUUAUUCCAAUGCAAAUCCCUUCAUUUUGAAAAACUAUUUCAGUUCCCCUUACUCUUCCCUGUCAGAUCUUUGUUAAAUGUUUUCUGUUUAUAUUUUGUCACAGAGGGAGAGUACAUAAAAGAAAGGGAGAUAGAUGCCCAAUUGAUUCAGCCUGGUGAUGUGUUGAAGGUUAUUCCUGGAUCCAAAGUCCCUGCUGAUGGUUUGGUAGUCUGGGGAACAAGCUAUGUUGAUGAAAGCAUGGUAACAGGCGAGUCUAUACCAGUCCUGAAGGAUAUAUCUUCUGUUGUAAUUGGUGGAACGAUUAAUUUGCAUGGCGUCCUCCAUGUUCGUGCUGUUAAAGUCGGUUCCAAUACUGUUCUUAGCCAGAUAAUAUCUCUGGUUGAGACAGCGCAGAUGUCUAAAGCACCUAUUCAGAAAUUUGCUGAUUUUGUAAGUAUAUUUUUCUUGAUUUUUGUGUUUUUAAUCUGCCUAAAUUUGAAGUCUUGAUCACUCACUUGCUUUACCUUUGAUCUUGAAUUUAGAAUGAAAAAUGAACUUACUGUUCUUGAUUUUAUUUUAUGUCUAUACGGAGGUAGAAAUCAAAAUUAUCAGACCGAAGUUCCUUCAGGAUCUGCAAAACUUAACGAAAAAACAGAAAACAGUCAUCAUUGUCUCUUGUUCUCUUUUAUGAGAAAAGUCUCUAGACUGGGCUUGUAGUAGAUAAAGCCUUUAUGAAGCGGUGAUCUCAUAAUGAAUUCUAUUUGGACCCUGCGUAUUUAGAGGCACGGAAAUUAUUUAUAAAAAUGCUAGCCCAAUAAGUAUGUCUCCUGAAGAUGACAGGUGUACUACCUUGUAGGAAGCAAGCCUAGCACAGUGAUUACUUGUACUAUUUUACAACUUUUAAAACAUCUCAGUGAUUAGUUGACUAUUUUACCACUUUUGGCAUUACGUCCGUAUGGUUACUGUGAAAUUAUCCUUCACUGAUUAUCGGAUGGAAAAUUUUGUAACUUCAGAAGCUGAUUGAACUAAUAGAAUUUAAUUAGAUUACUGUGCCUAAAAGGCUACGAAUUUGUCAGAAUUGUCAAAAUUUGCAUGUACAUUGGAGAAGAAGAAAAGACACUGUUAACAACAUGUUGAUCUCGGGUCUAUCGCUUAGUAUCGUUCUUCUAUAGGAUGGAUGCCUUCGAGGAAAAAAAAAUCAUAUCAUUUCACUCUGUAGGAUUUCUGUUCAACUCUUCCAAUUGAAAUGGACACCCAUAUGCUAACUACAUCAUGUCGUCCAGAGGACAAUCAUGACAACUGCGAUGCAAAUCAUUCCAGACUCUCUUUUUCUCUGGAAAAUCUGCUGUUGGUCUGUGACGCAUGAUGCCUUCGUUAACAAGCACAUUUCAUUGAUGGAUCGCAUGCAUUGAUUGCUUCUAUUUUCUUACCGAUGCUGUACUGGGCAUUUGUCUUCUGAGAUUUGCUUUCAAAUUUACAAGGAAAACUUUUUUAACCUGUUGCUUGAUUUUGUCAGUCUCGGAUUUUGGCAAAAGUAGUGUAUGAUUCCUGAAUAGUGUUAUGAGAAGAUCGAAUCUUUCAAUGCCCACAGUUCAACAUAUCUCCCAACUUCUUGAAAAAAUUGGGAAAGAUAAGGUAACCUCCCAGUUUGAACUUCAGACACAAAUGUGAUUUAUAAAAGGUUUGCUAUGUAGAGUAUUUUUAUUAGGGAUUUUAUACGUUCCCGUUAUUUAACUCAACCUUGGUCCGACCUUAUCCCAUUCCAAAGUCUCAGUGAUAGUUGCGAUAGCAGAAGCUUUACCGGUGACUAGAUGGACAAGCAGAAAGAGGUGGCCGUAGAAGAGGUGACUUGUGAGUGCUGGUACCUGGGGGCACAGGCCUGCCGUCUUAUGUUCCAGUUUUUCUUCAUUUCUUCUUUCUUGUCUGGUCCUUUCCACCCUCCAUCCAAAUGUUAGCACAGCCCAAGAACUUCGUAGCCUUUUUUAAUGAAGUUGAACACAAGAAAAGAAGGCUGAGAGAAAACUUUUGAGCCUUACCGUGAUCGUUGAUAGUACAGACCUGAAUCCUGAAAACAUCCCACUUCCCCUUGGUCCUCUUGCCAUUCAUCAUUCUUAUGCCUCUCUGUUGACAUGAAAAAACUCCAUUUGUCCAGCGGCUAGUUUGUUCAGGACAGUGCAAGCAUCAGAAAUAUUCCUGGGCUUAUGCCUCAACCCGCUCCUAGUGAAGGUACCGGGUUAAUAGUAAAUAUCACACGUGUAAUCACUAUUUUAACGUUCCUAGAGGAAUUACCAAGGUCCAUUACCGUGUGUAUGUGCCUCUUGUUCUUGUUAGUUAGGGCUUGUGGUGGAGAAUUGGAAAAGACAGUAGAAAGAACUGGAGUGAAUUCUAUGUCUUACUAAGGGACGAAUCCCCAGGCCUUCAAUAUCCUUAUUAUGAUAAAUUUCCUACCUUUCUUUCAAAGUUAUGUUUGUUGUAGUGUGUUUGACUAUGCAAUUUGGGUCAAUUGGACGGGCAUGAAUGGGAGCCCGAGAUGCAAAAUAUACAGACUUUAGGGAACUGGGGAAACGUACCCAUGUCAAGAGGAUAGCUGUGAAAGAUGCAGAUUUUUGUGGGUAUAUAGGUAAACAGAUUGAUUUACUCUUUACCUAGCAAUGAGCAAACUUAUUUUUUGAGUUCAUGGGGCUCUCUUUAGUUCAGCGUACUCUUCUGAUAUCGUAAUUUGACAAAACUAAUAUCUGAGUACGGAAACUAAAAUAUAUGGCAAAUGAACGUAGAUGAGUUUUAUAGAAGAUGAUCAUGCCAGGAGUAAAUAUGUGAAAUUGUAUAGUUGACUGGCUUGUGCGUUUGUAUUGAGAGAUUCGCAUGGGCGUACAAAGAUAAUUAGAAGGUUUUAUCAUUCAUUAUCCACCCAUCAGAGAACAUAAUGGUAGACGGUGAUGAAUACUUUAUUUUUAUUUUUAGGUGACCGAUUAAAGUGGAUAUUUUGCCUUCUUCACAUGCCGGAUUCACUUGUAGUUUUGGAAUGCAUUGGUUUUUACCUUUGAAUUGCAAUUUCUUUCAUAUGCCAAAUCCCCAGAAAACUGCAGACUGCUCAUUAGGGAAAACGGCUGCUACUUUGAUUCACUCUGUAAAUCAAUCGAUUAUGCAUUUUCAAACAUAUACACUUGGAGUUGUAAUCGAAUUGCUUUCCAUUUGAAGAUUCCUGGUCAAUUUUUUGUGUACAGUUUCAAAACAAUUCAUCUAGUUUGACAUUUUAGAGUUUUUUUUUAGUUCAAUAGUUUGACCAUCUUUGCAACAGUUACCUGAUCUUCUCUUAUAUCUUACCCGUGUAAUUUCAGGUUGCAAGCAUCUUCGUACCCACUGUUGUCAUCUUGUCCCUCUUGACUUUCCUAGGAUGGUAAUUAUUCCUUACUCUUUGAUGCUGUCUCAACGACUCGGAUCCUCUCGAGAGAUCACAACGUUCUUCUGAUUUCCUCCAGGUUCCUUUGUGGGUCCUUGGGGGUGUACCCGGCGGGAUGGCUGUCUAAGAACAGCAAUUGCUUCGUUUUCUCCCUCAUGUUCGCAAUCUCGGUUGUGGUGAUUGCAUGCCCCUGUGCUCUCGGAUUGGCCACACCAACUGCUGUCAUGGUGGCCACAGGCGUUGGGGCUAACCAUGGUGUUCUGAUAAAAGGUGGUGAUGCCUUGGAAAGAGCUCAGAAAGUCCAGUUUGUUGUGUUUGACAAGACGGGCACCCUCACGCAAGGCAGAGCUUCAGUGACUACUGCAAAAGUCUUUGGUGGGAUGCAAUUGGGCGAUUUUCUUACUCUAGUUGCUUCUGCCGAGGUACCAACCCAAUAUUCUUCUUCUCUUCUGGAGAGCAGCUGUGUCGUGGAUGAACGCUCAAGCCAUUUCUUGUUCUCUCUCUCUCUCUCUCUCUCUCUCACAUCCAGGCCAGCAGUGAGCACCCACUGGCGAAAGCAGUCGUCAACUAUGCGCACCAUUUCCAUUUCUUCAGCCAUCUUCCCGAAGAUAAGCAGCCUGGUAAGGGUGAAAAGUUGGACGCCUUUUCUGGCUGGCUUCUUCAGGCGGAAGACUUCACAGCAUGCCCCGGCAAGGGCGUCCAGUGCACCAUAAGCGGGAAGCGUGUUUUGGUAAGUUUUAUCUGCAAGUAUUUUGAUAUCAUAUGAUAUCAUAUGAUAUUUACGUGGUGCAUGGGGUCUGGACAGGUUGGGAAUCGGAGGCUGAUGACUGAUAGCAGGGUUACCAUACCAAUGGAGGCAGAAGCCUUCUUGAUAGAGCUGGAGGAAAGGACGAAUACAGGUGUUCUUGUGGCCUACGACGGCGCCCUCAUUGGGAUAUUGGGAGUCGCUGAUCCUUUGAAGAGGGAGGCGGCUGUUGUUGUCGAGGGCUUGAAGAAAAUGGGUAUCGAACCCGUGAUGGUGACUGGGGACAAUUGGAGGACUGCAGGGGCGGUCGCAAGAGAGGUCAGUAAACCAUUCCAUGCUCCCAUGCCACGUUAUCUUGGCAGAUUUGGACUUUGGUAAACCCUUCUGUUUUUACUCUUCGUUGACUUCUUUCCAUCACUGAUAAAACUAACAUCAACACCCAUAAUUGUUUUUAUAAAUUACUCAAAAUUUCAGCUCAUAAAGCUCGAACAUGCACUACGAUGUUCCGAUUUCUGUGGUUUCAGUAUCUAUCUAUAUUAUAUUAUAUCCACACGCCUGCUGCUAUAUAUCAUCGUCAUCCUCUUCCGCCUCUGAUGAGAAACGUCGAUGACAUGCAGGUGGGAAUCGAGGAUGUUAGAGCAGAAGUGAUGCCCGCUGGAAAGGCCGAGGUCGUCCGUGCUCUGCAGAAGGAAGGGUAUGUGGUCGCCAUGGUCGGGGACGGCAUCAACGACUCUCCGGCCCUCGCGGCGGCCGACAUCGGCAUGGCGAUCGGGGCAGGAACCGACGUCGCCAUCGAAGCUGCAGAUUACGUGCUGAUGAGGAACAACCUCGAAGAUGUUAUCACGGCCAUUGAUCUCUCGAGGAAGACCUUCAGCCGGAUCCGAUUGAACUACUUCUUUGCCAUGGCGUACAACGUCAUCGCCAUCCCGGUUGCAGCCGGCAUCCUGUUCCCAUUCACAGGGGUCAGGAUGCCGCCGUGGUUGGCAGGGGCCUGCAUGGCUCUGUCGUCAGUGAGCGUUGUUUGCUCUUCCCUGCUCCUGAGAAGAUACAGAAAACCCAGGCUCACCACUCUGCUCGAAAUAACUGUUGACUGA
Messenger RNA from Spirodela intermedia, 8810 nucleotides. The record is from the annotation of a GenBank genome assembly. Lineage: Eukaryota; Viridiplantae; Streptophyta; Magnoliopsida; Alismatales; Araceae.